AUGCAUAAACAACAAGCCCUGCCGGCAGCCUACUACAGGGGCGGCACAUCUCGAGCGGUCUUCUUCAAACAAGAUGACCUUCCCCACGACAGAAAGGAAUGGGACCCCAUUUUACGCGGCGUAAUUGGCAGCCCAGACCCGUACGGCCGCCAACUCGACGGGCUUGGUGGUGGCAUCUCGAGCUUAUCGAAAGUGUGCAUCGUCGGCAAACCAACACACCCCGACGCGGAUGUUGACUAUACCUUCGUAUCACUGGGAAUCAAAAACAUGGACGUUGACUAUUCCAGCAACUGUGGAAACAUGAUAAGUGCCGUCGGGCCCUUUGCAGUCGAUUCAGGGCUGUUCCCCUUGUCGCAGGAUAAUCUCGACUCAGUAUCUAUUCGCAUCCAUAACACCAAUACCGGCAAGAUCAUUCACUCCUCAUUCCCUGUUGUCGACGGUGAAGCUGCAUCCGCCGGUGACUUCUCCAUUGAUGGAGUUGCGGGGACCGCGGCCCGUAUCCAAUUGGACUUUAUCAACCCAGCUGGGUCGGUCACGGGUAAAUUAUUGCCGACAGGCCAAGCUAUUGACACCUUCGAUGACAUCUCCGUGACUUGUAUUGAUGCUGCCAACCCUUGUGUCUUUGUCCAGGCUUCUGAUCUUGGUGUGGAUGGUAAUUUGACUCCAGAUGAGAUCAAUGCCCAUCCUGAUCUGCUAUCGCGCUUAGAUUCUAUUCGGCGUCAGGCCGGUGUGAAAAUGGGCAUUGCAGAGACUCCUGUUGCUGUCCCAGGAAGUAUACCCAAGAUCUGUCUGGUCUCGGCGCCUUCUGCCUUUGAUGCGAGAGAUCUUGAGAUGAAACAGACGUCCGGUCAUGUCGAUCUUCUUGCCCGGGCUUUGUCUGUUGGGCAGCCACAUAAGGCAGUGCCUAUCACUGUCGCUUUGGCUUUGGCUGCUGCUGCAAGGGUACUUGGGAGCACUGUUUCCCUUGCUGUUGCGGGUAAAGAUCCUAUUGACAACGCGGGUAUCACAAUUGGUCAUGCUAGUGGGAACUUGUUAGUCGGUGCUAAAUUCGACACAGCUGGUGCACUUGCAUCGGCAACUGUAUUUCGUACGGCCCGACGACUGUUCGAAGGGCGGAUCUUUUGGACGAAAGAGUACUGA
This is a messenger RNA of Penicillium longicatenatum, 1140 nucleotides long. Its product is annotated as DUF453 domain protein. The coding region runs from base 1 to 1140 and encodes 379 amino acids. The transcript has a single exon. The record is from RefSeq and is a predicted model, not a curated record. NCBI's taxonomy places the organism in Eukaryota, Fungi, Ascomycota, Eurotiomycetes, Eurotiales, Aspergillaceae.